Papaver somniferum (opium poppy) is the source of this 1456-nucleotide messenger RNA. Its product is annotated as putative F-box protein At3g52320. Bases 89 to 1294 code for a protein of 401 amino acids. The transcript has a single exon. The record is from RefSeq and is a predicted model, not a curated record. Gene Ontology annotation, molecular function: protein binding. Lineage: Eukaryota; Viridiplantae; Streptophyta; Magnoliopsida; Ranunculales; Papaveraceae.
UACUCUUUCCUCCAAACCCAAUUCCAUCAGUAUUUCGUAAACCCUAGAGUCCUUUAAUAUCUUUGUUCAACUACAAGGGGUUUUUUUAAUGGAUUAUUUCAAGUUUCUACCUGCGGAGAUCACAUUAGACAUUUUGAGUCGUCUACCAAUUGAAUCAAUUUUGGAAUCCAAAUUAGUAUGCACUACAUGGAGGAAUCAUGUUCGUCAUCCAUCAUUCUCAAAGAUGCAUUUACACCAUCUCCAUCAUCCUUUUACUGCUGCUCAUGAUUCUUCUGGUAAGUUGGGUUUUGUUGUUGAUGCUAUCAGUAACGAUGACAAAUAUCACUAUUUUGAAUGUAAUCAGAAUGAUGAUGAUGAGUUAACAACACCCGUUGACAGAAUCAAAAGGAUUAAUUUAACCUCUCCGAUUAAGGGUUCUAGAUUUGUUGGUUCAUGUAAUGGGCUCAUGUGUUUUGCUCAAGGAGCACUUGUUUGGUUUUGUAACCCUAUCACCAGAGAAUAUGUUAUGCUUCCUAAAAUUAACUCAUACUGUAGUAAUGUUUAUCUGUAUGAAUGUUGGAAUGUCGGAUUUGGUUAUGUUUCUGCAACCAACAAGUACAAAGUCGUAGCUGUAGGAGUACAUGUGACUGGGACCAGCUCAGAAGUCUACAUCUACACUUUAGGCAGUGGAAAGAGUUGGAGAGAGCUUGGGAAGUUUAAUUAUGGAUGGGUUACAAAUCGCUAUCAGCUUCAAGGUAUCUUUGCCAAUGAAGCUCUUUAUUGGCUGGACACUAGACUAGCAAAGAUCAUCUCCUUCAAGUUGGCUGAGGAAAAAUUUUCUCAACAUCUUUUGCCGUCUCCUUCGCCACAAGACUGGCGUGAUAGGUUAGGGGUCCUGGAUGGGUUUUUGUCUUUUGCUGUUUAUCUGGAUGUCGAAGGAGACAGGUAUAAUGACAUAUGGCUAUUGAAGAAGAAGAAGAAUGAGAUUCAUGAGAUGAAAGAGAAAGAGGAACAUCGGUCAUUGGUUUGGAGUAGAGAGUUUAGGAUUGAUAAAAGCAAUUUGUUCGCCGUUAUGAAGAGUGAUCGUGUUUUAACUUAUGGUUAUAACUGUCUCAAUGUUUACGACACAAAAACCUCAACAUCGAAAAGCCUUGUGAGGUUUAAGAGUUGUGUUCUUCGAGUAUCCCCUCACCAGAACACCUUUGUUUCACUGAAACAAUUGGGUGAAGAAGAUACAAAAACAAUGGAGGAGGCAAGAAGCCGUGAGGAUGCUAACUCUGAUUUCAUAUACUUACAAACUGGUAAUCUUCGUUGACUUUUGGAACUAGUAGUUUUAUCAAUUUACAGUCUUUUGCGUUUUUCAUUAUGAAAUUGGACUACAAGUAACCUUUGUGUGAACCAAAACGUUAUUGACAUUGUCUUUUUAUCUGUGUAUUUUCUGUUUCGGGUUAAUAUAUAUUGCUCUUUCAAUUGUGCA